AUGCAAGGACCCCCAAAUAAAUCCUUUCCGUCUUGCCAGGACACUUCGGAGCUAGCGGAGAGCCUCCGCACCAGCUGGGGGACCACAGAGGAGCUGGAGCUGGCAGAGUCCGGAGAAGAGCUGGGUGGAGGCGUGCAUUACAUCGGUGCUGCUCCCGGGAUUCUGGCGGUGGCGAAGCCGGCGGGGAUCACCUCGGAAGCCGUCAUGCAGCUGGUGUCAAGGUGGUUGGCACAGCGAAGCUUCAAUGCCGAGAUCAUGAGGCUCUCCCGUCUGGAUGCACCAACCUCUGGUGUGCUGCCUGUGGCCAUGGCUCCGAGUGGAUCAGGAGUGGCCAGCUGGUACCAGCUUCUCUUCGCCGCACGCAAGGUCGUGAAGCAAUAUUUGCUCGUGUGCUCCGGGAAGCCAUUAGCUGCAGGCGUGCGGGGUGUCAUCGUGGCGCCUUUGGUGAGCGGCCCAUCGACCGAAAAGUCCGCCAUGAAGACCAUCUGGUCGUCUGCAGGGAAGGAGGCAAGGACGGAGUACGAAGUACUGCGUACGUUCACUUCACCCCUACAGACCCUGAUGCUGCUGAAAGCAGAACCGCAGACCGGGCGGACACACCAAAUCCGAGCACACCUUGCGGGCAUUGGGCGCCCGAUCCUGUGCGACCGCACAUACGGAGGCUUCGACCCAUCUUGGUGCUCCCGCCUUUUCCUCCACUGUCGACAGGUCACUUUACAGGAUGCAGCUGGUCGCCUCUUCAGCGCGGAGGCGCCCCUUCCGGCGGACCUGCAGGAGGCCUUGGAUCACCUGCAAGAUCUAGUCGCAGCUGGCUGA
Messenger RNA from Symbiodinium sp. CCMP2592, 816 nucleotides. NCBI's taxonomy places the organism in Eukaryota, Dinophyceae, Suessiales, Symbiodiniaceae. The record is from the annotation of a GenBank genome assembly.